This is a messenger RNA of Hemibagrus wyckioides, 2422 nucleotides long. RefSeq names its product claudin-8-like. The record is from RefSeq and is a predicted model, not a curated record. NCBI's taxonomy places the organism in Eukaryota, Metazoa, Chordata, Actinopteri, Siluriformes, Bagridae. Bases 498 to 1559 code for a protein of 353 amino acids. Gene Ontology annotation, cellular component: bicellular tight junction; plasma membrane. Gene Ontology annotation, biological process: bicellular tight junction assembly; cell adhesion. Gene Ontology annotation, molecular function: structural molecule activity. The transcript has a single exon.
GAGAGAGAGAGAGGGGGUAAACUUUGCAUUCAUCAGACUGGCCCACUUGCUCCGUUCAACUGUAAUGGGUAUGAAGAAGACUGUUUAAUGUGGGGAGAACAUGUAAGAGAACAAAACUAGAAGCACACCACCUUCUUCGGAACCAACAGGAAGGCGCCUCAGAAUAAUUUCAGAAGGGUUACCUGUUCUGGUUUCUCCUCAGGAGGGAUAUAUGGUUCUCGUGAAGUUUGUUUCAAAAGCAAGAACUGGAAAUUACUGGAUUUUUAAGUAUUCAGGUAAUAGAUUACUUGACUGUUUAUACGCUCUGAAACUUGCCUUGCAAUAUUUCUCGAGUUGAGGGAGUGACGUUCUGCCUGAACUCACAUACAGGCAGCAUUGGUCAGCACCUGUGUAAGUUCACUGCCUGCUAAUCAGGAAAUUUACUAGACCUUGGGUGACCACUGGUUUCUGGACAGUGUGAUCUUUUGAUAUUGGUGAGGUGAGAGUGUGUACAAACAAUGGUUGAGGGUGCGUGUGAGCUCAUUGGCUUUUGCCUGGGCGUCGUGGGUCUGAUCGGGGCUUCAGCUGUCACCGGUCUUCCCAUGUGGAAGGUGACAGCUUUCAUCCAGGAGAACAUCAUCGUCAUGGAGACGCGCUGGGAAGGUCUGUGGAUGAACUGUUACCGCCAGGCCAACAUCCGCAUGCAGUGCAAAGUGUACGACUCACUGCUUUACCUGCCGCCUGAGCUCCAGGCUGCUCGAGGUCUGAUGUGUUGCUCGGUUGCAUUGAGCUUUCUGGGAUUGGUGGCAUCCAUGCCAGGCUUGCGUAGCAUUUCCUGCUUUUCUGAACAACCACGGAUUAAAUCUUUGAUUAUUGCAGUUGCUGGUUCAAUGGAGAUCAUGGCUGCCAUUUGUGUCCUCAUUCCUGUAUCCUGGACAGCUCAUACCAUCAUCCGGGACUUUUACAACCCACUGGUACUCGAUGCUCAACGCAGGGAACUUGGUGAAGCUCUUUACAUUGGCUGGGUCACUGCAUUCAUCCUCUGUGCCUCUGGUGUUGUUUUCCUCGCAUGCCGGAGCUACCAAUCAAACAACAAUCCACUUUAUCAGUCUGUUUACGCUCCUAAUAGAUUAAAGACAUCACAUUUCCAACCCCUUGCUCCAACCCCAAGCUCAAUCAGCUCAAUUUCCCACCAGCCUCUGCUUCUGAGUCACCACAGCUUUUCUUCUCAGCAGCCGUCUCCGUUGGCAUUCAACGUCCCUGCAGCGCCCUCUGGUGGACAAGGUCCACUUUACAAUGUUCCUGUGGUUUAUCCUGCUAACAUGGUGCCUGUUCAACAUCAUCCAUCUCUGUACAGCUCACACGACUCAGGGAUAAUCACCAUACCAAUAAAUCCUCUCCGUUCAGGCACGGUCUCUACCCACCCGAGUCUUCAUUCCGCACCUCCUGCUGCAGGGUAUGAUGGGAGCUUUGGCACUGCCGUACAGCCCACUGUACCUUUUCAACCAAUGUACAGACAAAUGAAUGCUGGAUCACACCAGCUCUCCAGUACACACUCAAGCUCAGGAAUAUAUAUAUAAACAUAAACUUUUACCACAGUACACAUUCUUUAGAAAUAACUCUGUAAAACAUACCACUAAGACUUUAAAUUUAUUAGGUAACAAACAUUAAUUAAAAAAAAAAAAUCAGUGAAUCAAUCUAUAAUCUCUGGGACAUAUACAGAGUCUUUGACUUCAGUCCAAAGUUUCUCAUAUAAAGAGUCAGUUUUAUGAAGCUGCUCAAGUUAAAUUUCUGCGAUUUUUCAGAGAAAUGAUCAUCCAGAGGUUAGAACAGAGGUGUCAGAGAUGAAGAUUUUUAAUAUUGUCUAUUAUUUAAUUUGCAGGGAUUAAUGUGAUAAUAACAACAAGGACAGCAAGCUAAAAAAAAAUUGUUUCUUUUUUUCAGUCCAUAUUUUCUAUCUCUAGUUUUUUUUAAAGGAGGCACUAAACAUUCCUUUGUUUCCUUCACUGUAAUUAUCACAUGAAUCACUGCAAAUUUAACGAUAUGGCUUCCACUCUCAAUGUUCAGCAUCUUAUACAUUAGCACUUGAUCCAGCACAUCUUUUUUUACUAUGCACACCAACAGUUCUUUCUACACACACCAGAUACUUGACAAUAACCAGUGAUAAUACAGUGAUAAUAAUGUUUUCUAGCUGUUGAUGUUAAUUGUAUUUGUUUUCUUCAUUCAUCAAAGGAUUUUUUUUGUUUUUAGACAAAACAUUUCUUUGAAUUCAUGUCAUUGUAGGACAUUGUGUUGAUGAAUGCAGGACAAUGCAUUUUUUAAUUACUGCAGUGUGUAUAUUAUAUAAGAGGAAAAGUACUGAGAUUCUUUCAUUAUAGUGAUAUGAUCUACCAAUAUGUAUGUAAAUUAAGAGUUAAGAUAAGCAUUAAAAUACUCAAAAAGC